GAGACGGAAGCGUUUUGUCAGAGGAGUCUUGUGUUUCUCCCUUUGCUUUUAGGCAUGCUGUUCCUGUUCCCGCUCUGCGGGGAAAGGCAUGCUGUUUUCUCCACCUCUGGAUGGAGUCUGUCAGUCUUCCUUGCUCGGGACAGCGUUUGGAAAGCUGGUGCUCUCUGGUUCCCAUCCACAUCUCUUGGGAAUGCUCUGCUCCUUUUUCUGCCAUCCCAGGCUCCCCCUUUUGUCCUAGAGAGAGAAGAUCUGUUUUGUCAGAGGAGACAGCACUAAUACCUGUUUCACUGUACUUCCCCAGAAUGUCCACAGACCUGUCAGAACUGUUGAAGGAAGCUACCAAGGAGGUGCAUGAGCAGGCAGAGAACACACCGUUCAUGAGGAAUUUCCAGAAGGGGCAGGUGUCACUCCAGGAGUUUAAGCUGGUUACAGCAUCCCUGUACUUUGUCUACUCUGCUCUGGAGGAAGAGAUUGAACGUAACAAGAACAAUCCAGUUUAUGCCCCUGUGUAUUUUCCGGCGGAGCUGCACCGCAAAGCUGCCCUGGAGGAAGACUUGAAGUACUUCUAUGGCAGAAACUGGAGGGAAGAGAUCCCAUGUCCUGAGGCUACUCGGAAAUAUGUCGAGAGGCUCCACUACAUAGGCAAGAACGAGCCAGAGCUCCUGGUGGCCCAUGCCUACACUCGGUAUUUGGGAGACCUGUCUGGGGGGCAGGUGCUGAAGAAAAUUGCCCAGAAGGCUCUCCAGCUGCCCAGCACUGGGGAAGGGCUGGCUUUCUUCACCUUUGAUGGCGUCUCCAAUGCCACCAAGUUCAAGCAGCUCUAUCGCUCCCGCAUGAAUGCUCUCGAGAUGGACCUUGCCACUAAGAAAAGAGUCAUGGAGGAGGCCAAGAAAGCAUUCCUGUUAAAUAUACAGGUGUUCGAGGCGCUGCAGGAGCUGGUGUCCAAGGGCCAGGAGAAUGGUCACCCUGUGCAGCCAAAGGCAGAGCUGCUUCGCACGAGGAACAUCAACAAAUCACAUGAGCAUGGUCCAGCAGCUGGGAAGGAAAGUGAGAGGACAAAGACGAGAAACACAGACAUGACACCCACCACUUCCCUGGUGCGGUGGAUCGUGGCGCUCAGCUUCCUCGUCAUGACAGUCGCCGUGGGCUUAUUUGCCAUGUGAAAAAGCAGGACCUUCACCUUCUCUCUGUGACUUCCCUCACCCUGAACUAAUCCACCUUCUCCAGUCCUUGUGAGAGAAAUCCUGGACUGGGUACUGUGAUCUUGGUUCUGCCACUAAUACUAGGAGACUUUUCUCCCCAGAAAUCAAAGAGUGCUGUAAGUGGGUUCAGGCAAAGUCUCUCCUAUGCUCAGUGUGAGCUCUUCUCAGAGACUAACUUUAUCACCAAAAACCAAGGGUAGAAAAGGCUGAAAACUAUGGCCAAGAGUUGUCGUUGCUUUACAGAGUGCCUACAAAAGUCUUACAGGAUCAGAAACACAGCUUUGACAUCUGUCUUUCCUUAGAAAGAUGGAGCUCAUAGGAGCUCUGUUUGCUCAGUUUUUUUAUACUGCUAGAUAAUACUGUGAUCACUUUCUCUGUGGAGCCACAUGGCUCCCAUGGGUUACAGACGGUUUUACAUGACACUAGUAGGUCUUUGUUAUUCCUUUUUCCAAUCAUUUUUGGUCUUUUAAAAACAAAAGACAAAAGUUGUUGAAGAUAGAGUGUCAUUCUUGUCUGGUUGUAUAAUUUAUGCACAUAAUAAAUUUCAAUGUAAAGUCUU
Sturnus vulgaris (Common starling) is the source of this 1761-nucleotide messenger RNA. The record is from RefSeq and is a predicted model, not a curated record. Lineage: Eukaryota; Metazoa; Chordata; Aves; Passeriformes; Sturnidae.